Pleurotus ostreatus (oyster mushroom) is the source of this 2106-nucleotide messenger RNA. RefSeq lists its product as uncharacterized. The coding region runs from base 1 to 2106 and encodes 701 amino acids. NCBI's taxonomy places the organism in Eukaryota, Fungi, Basidiomycota, Agaricomycetes, Agaricales, Pleurotaceae. The record is from RefSeq and is a predicted model, not a curated record. The transcript is spliced from 13 exons.
AUGUCUUCAUCUACGACGCCUUCGAAACCCCCAAUAACAUCGUAUCACUCUGCCGUCUCUGAUUCUACGGUCGUAGAUGAGUCCGGUACGAGGAGUUCUUUACCUGCAUUACCAAAGGGAGCAGCUAUGCCUGCAGUGUUGCCGGGUGUAUAUGGCGGUUCGGACUCUCCACCUUCGACUCCAUCCCAGAGACUCCUUGACACCUCCAACCCACCCUCCAGACGUAGCUCCAAUGUUCCGCUUAGCAGUGGGGGCGCGCCCGGCGGUAAUGUGCAAUUCACCGAUGCGGAGAAACCGGAACCUCGUCCUAGACAUCCCAACCCCGAAAACUUUGUCGCUCAAGAUUCUGAUGACGUCGAUAUGAAGAGUGAUCGUUCGGAUACUUGGGUCCCGCUACCAUUGAGGACGUGGUUUUGGUUAUCGCUGGUUGUAUUCUUGGCGGGUGGGGCAAUUGCUCUGGAGGUUGCGCUACACUUUAGCAAUAAGAACCAAGGGUGGGCCACCAAAGGGGAUAUUACUGACUCGCAAGAUGUUAUGCACUAUGUUUAUACCCUACCACCUGUUGCUGUCGCUGCCUUCUUAGUCGCUAUGUGGACUUGGACGGAUAUCGAAAUCAAGAAGAUGCAACCCUACGUCGACCUUGUACAUGGGGACUCGCCGCCGCAAAGGAGUCUGUUGCUUGAUUACACACGGCACAAUAAUUUCAUCGUAUGGGCCCAUGCUGUGUCAAACAAGCACUACCUCGUCAUGAUCACCUCCUUCAUGGUCCUUCUAUCGCUUUCCUUCCAGCCCCUAGCAGCCGCUUUGUUAGUCGUCAAAGAUACAUGGAUGACAGAGCCCGACUCUACUGUAAACAACUUAGCUUUGCUUGGUCUCAAUCAGAACGACGAGUUCGGAAAUCUUACUACAUUUGUAACUGCCGCCGGGUUUGCCGCCGCCUCCAUCUUGUACAACCUCCCUGAACCACCCUUUGUUCACGGUGCUUACACUAUCGCGCCUUUCGAGAUUCCUAGAAACAGCAUUGGCAAUGGAACCGUCGUCACCAAUACAACAGCCGUCAAGAGUGAAUCCGGUUGUCGGCCCAUUCAGAUUCAAAUGCUGCAACUUGCUGAUGGCAGUGGAUGGAACAACUCCGUCAACAGUAACGGGUGCACUUUCACUUGGUCUGUGGAUAGAAAUGCGACGACACUCUUUGGUGUGGACAACCCAAAUUGUGAAGGACAGACAGAGCCCCAAUUUGCGCCUGUCAUAUUCUGGUUCUUCACGUACCAGCCAACCGCGAUGGCUUCAGGGACAAUAUGCUCCCCUUCCUUCUCCCUCUUCGAUGUCAACGUUAAUGUCGAUAUUGCGUCGCAAAAUCUAACCCAAGUUACUGAACUCCGGCCGUUCAAUGCCGCGAGCUCGAACUUCUCUGACUUCGCUGGGAACGUCACAGGACCUCCGUUGAAUGGGAGGGCGUACAAUGGCAUUGACUUUGCAUUUGCAUUGGACAACCCAGACAGGUUCAUAAGACAGAGACGAGACUCCGUUCGCCUACAAAUGCCCGCGGCGGUUCUCCAAGCAGCGAGUCAGAGUGCUGAAGGGCUCGAGAGCUCCUUCCAGGCAGACCGUUUUGUUCAAUUGUCCACUCGAGUCUAUACGACAUACCUCACGCUUAUUGCGAAGGAAGUGUACUUCUUGGGUUAUCCCAAUGACCGGCGCCCCAUCAAUGUUCAGGUUAAGCAAUGGGUUAAACGCUUAUUCCUCAGUGACGUCUCUGUGCACGUCCUGGCUCCUUUCAUGCUUCUCCUCGCGUUCUUGAGUACAUUCAUCCAGAUUUGGCAUCGCUUUUCGCGUCGCAACUUGCGUCUUCGCCACGAACCAGGGACCAUUGCCUCUGCCGUCGCCAUUGGUGGCCAAACAUCCGCGGGAGAGCUUCUUUCCGGCCAGCGCAGUGAGAAAGACCUCAGCAAUGUCCUUCGCGGGAAGAAGUUCCGUAUCGAACCGCUGACGAUGAAGAUCAUUAUGGAGGGCGAGGACGGAUACGAGGACGCUUCAAGUCCAGGGCUGAGGCGGCGCUCGCAAGGGUUCUUCAGCACUCCUUUGCUAUCACAGGAAUUAGCAUAG